Molecule: messenger RNA, 274 nt
Organism: Acanthoscelides obtectus
Lineage: Eukaryota; Metazoa; Arthropoda; Insecta; Coleoptera; Chrysomelidae
Source: the annotation of a GenBank genome assembly
AAGCCAAGAUGCUUUUUGAUGAUUGUUUUUUUUUAUACUCCAACUACCACGAAGGCCUAAGGCCUAAGCACCCAUUGGGGUACCGUGGGGCUAUAGGGGGAUACAUGGGAAAAGGGGGGACGCCACACGGACUCUGGCGAGGAAACACGUGUGCAUGCAACAUGCACACAUUCUGGCCCCGCCUACGAGAUCCGCCGGGUGGUACAUCCGCGUUCGACAGUCAGAGACCGGCUACCACCUAUGGACAAUCACAACAUCCAUAGCCAAAAGAAAA